AUGGAUACCGAUGAACAAUCUCCGCUGGAGAGCACUCCGGCGUCGAGGCCCAAGUCUCGCUCGGAUCACUUGAUGAAACGCGUGUCGAGGGCAUGCUUGCAUUGUCGGCAACGCAAAUCAAAGUGCGAUCUAGACAGUAGCGGCAGUCCGGGAGUUCCCCCGUGCCAGCGGUGUAUCCGAGAUGGUCGGGAAUGCGUCUUAGGCAGCUCGAAUCGUGGGGGCCGUCGCAUUCGCAAAAACAAAAUGAAAAACUUUACCCCAGAUACCAGUCUAACCGCUCGAAGAGAUUCAAUGCUCGAAACAACCAGUCCCACCAAUUCCGACAACCGCCAGAGCACGAAUGGUUCUUAUCCCGGCCCGGUGGUUUUUGUACCUCCGAAUCCCCCAACCACGGCUUCAGUAUCGGUCGACGACGAAGAUACCGCCUCGAUUGGUUCUGUGCCGCGGAAUCCGUCAGAUGCGUGGCAGUGCCUGACUGGUAUUGCCAAAAGGGGUGCAGACGACCCUAGCCCCGAGGCGGUCGCUGAUCCUCUGCGUACCGGCUCCAGUGGGUUUACCUCGUAUAAUGUGCUCCAAGAUGGGGGCGUUUCCAACUUUCAGCCCACCAGUGGUAUCAGGGCAUACAGACUGGUCCAGACACGAUCUUUGGACCCCGGAACUGUAUGGCAGCUAGUGGCUCGCUAUGCGGAGAACUUUCACCCUUUCCUCCCCUUGGUCCCGCGGAAAUAUUUCCACCGCAGCGCCCUAGAUGCGUUUGCCAGCAAUGAAAAGCACCUGCUCACUGCGGUGCUGACGAUCGCAUCGAAAGAUCUAGUUGAGCGACCCGAAAUCCAUGAGUACUGCUCGAAAUACAUGCACGAAUUGAUAUCCGGGAUCGCUGCCGGCAUCGACUGCGACGUGGAGGCCGUCGAGGCUCUGCUUCUUCUCGCGGAGUGGGAACCGCAGGGUCUUCGGCCUCGUAUAGAGCGCGUAGGUCGCGGAGAAGAAGACCGAGCAGCUUGGAUGCACGUCGGUCUUGCAUUACGGUCGGGUUAUUUUCUAGGACUAGAUCGGACGUCGUUUCGAGGCGACUCGGGAGAUACCGAAACGGAGGCCCGUCGACGAUUAGCGUGGACGAGCUGCUACAUCUCCGAUCGACUGAUUUCUGUUCGCAUUGGACGUGCAUUCUGGUCGCGAGGCCCAGGCCCGAUGACAGGCCUUGUCAGUCAAGACUUCCCUUCGUUACAGCCAAUGAAGGAUGGCGACGAGGACUAUGCCCGGAUAUUCCAGGCGACUUUGGACUUGACCCAGCUCUACGGAAACGUUCACGACGUUCUUUAUUCGGGGAUGCGGACCAGCAAUCAGAUGAUGCUCAUGGGAGACUACGUGAAGUAUGUGGAUGACUUCCGGCUGGCAAUUCUACGAUGGAAGUCUCUUUGGGGCACAUUGUCAUGCUCCACACCGAUCCAGGUCACCUUGCAAUUAUCCUAUGAAUACCUGAGGCUAUACACGAAUGCCUUUGCGUUUCAAGCCGCGAUAUCCCAGUCAUUGGUAUCGAAGACAAAAAACGAUGACCAAACACAAAGAGAACAUCUGCGCUCAGCAUUCAACAACGUGGCCUCCAUGCAGGACGCCAGAUUCAUCUAUGAAUCUGUGGAUGCUGCCAAAGCAUACUUGACCAUUCUUGUUGAUAUGGUUCAUCCCGAAAAGCACCUUCAUUUCAUGCCUCUACGAUUCUACCUGUACGGCAUUUACGCCGCCGUCUUCUUAUACAAGGCUCGGUCAUUCGGCGUCAUGCCGCAUUCCGAAGAAAUGAAUGUUCGCGAUCUCGUUACUCGAACAACCGAAGUCCUGAAGCGAGCGAGCGCCGGCCCCGAUGAUAUUGGCUCACGCUACUCCCGGCUUCUUGAACUGCUAUGGCAGUCUAAGUCAACGUCAAUCACAUCUCCCGCAGGGACGCACCAGGGCAGCGACCUUCGCCUGCAGAGCAGUUCUCUUGCGCAUCGCAUGGCCGAGCAGGCCAACUAUGUACACUUUAGCCCCGCCAACGACUUCUCCUGGCUCGAUCUGGAAGCCGUUGGAGAUUAUGUCUCGGGCGAUCAAAUAUCUGGAAACACGCUGGCAUUCGAUGCGUUUCAAAACCCCGACCCCUUUCAGGAUCGCUCACAAACAUGGCAAGUUCCGUGGUCGGGGGACAUGAGCAGCAGUCUUCUGUUCUAG
Aspergillus steynii IBT 23096 is the source of this 2199-nucleotide messenger RNA. RefSeq names its product Zn(II)2Cys6 transcription factor. Gene Ontology annotation, biological process: regulation of DNA-templated transcription; DNA-templated transcription. The transcript has 4 exons. The record is from RefSeq and is a predicted model, not a curated record. Gene Ontology annotation, cellular component: nucleus. NCBI's taxonomy places the organism in Eukaryota, Fungi, Ascomycota, Eurotiomycetes, Eurotiales, Aspergillaceae. Bases 1 to 2199 code for a protein of 732 amino acids. Gene Ontology annotation, molecular function: DNA-binding transcription factor activity, RNA polymerase II-specific; zinc ion binding; DNA binding.